CAAACACUCGCAAAGAGAUCACCAGCAUUCACGUCGACGUGCCAUACAAACAUACUAUGUCGCAGAAUGCCCAUGAUACGCUGCGCAAGCUUCAGAUCUUGCAAAAGGCACAAACACUCAAGAUAAUCGAGCUUAAUGAGUCCCUCCGCGCCCCAGAUGAAGCAGAAAAGCGCGACUCUGGCGUUUCUGAAACCCCAAGAGACAGUCCCACGCCAGCCAGCCUAGAAGCAGACCUGACACACUACAAGGAGCUGUUCUCGAAACUACGCUUCUCUUACGUGGAGCAAAUGACCAAGGAGAAGUUCUUACAAGCUAUCACAGACUCCGAUCCGCCCUUCAUAGAACACCAACAGAAUGUGGAGUUAGAAGCUCAGCUCGCGGAGGCCAAAUCGUCCCUGAAGUCUCAGAAGCUCGAGGUAGCAUCAUUCAUCGAAGAGCUUGAGAAGCAGGCGCGUCUCUUGAGUGAACGAUAUGAUUCGAUCCAAUUGAGGACAGCUGAGCUACAGAUGCUCCCUACCGAGAUCGCCGCGUUGGAGCAAAGUAUAGAAGCUCUCCGCGACUCGCAAGCGCCGCACCCAACGAAUCCAGAGUUGUCACUUCCACUUCCUGAAACACAGGCUCUACUAUCACAACGAGAAGCGGAACUCGCAUCAAUCAACGCGCAGCUGGCUGCUCUUGAACCGAGUGUCCAGCGCAAAGCGCGCGACCUAGAGCGGCUGGAGAGAGAGCUACAACCCCUUGAGACACAAAAGCAAGGAGUCAUAUCAGCCGCGAAAGAGGCAAGGAGGAGGCGGGAAGAGGGCGAAAAGGGUAUGGGAGACGAGCUUGAAGAGAAAGGACGAUGGUUUCGCGCGGCAGAGAAGGGCCUCAUGGAAAUGCUGGAGAUCGAAGGGUGUACAUGAAGCAGAUGCCGAGUUUAUCUCGUGCUUCUUGUCUAUCAUGCUAUCUUAAGGUUCGGCGUUUGAAGUCUUGGGUAUUGGUGGCGUUGAAGGGGGGGCGUCAUCGAGGGUCUUUAUCAGUGAUACCAAGAGUCAAGAUGUUGCGGAGUUUGGGGGGUUGGGCCGG
Pseudovirgaria hyperparasitica is the source of this 1065-nucleotide messenger RNA. RefSeq lists its product as uncharacterized. The record is from RefSeq and is a predicted model, not a curated record. Bases 57 to 902 code for a protein of 281 amino acids. Gene Ontology annotation, biological process: kinetochore assembly; attachment of mitotic spindle microtubules to kinetochore; protein localization to kinetochore. NCBI's taxonomy places the organism in Eukaryota, Fungi, Ascomycota, Dothideomycetes, Acrospermales, Acrospermaceae. The transcript has 3 exons. Gene Ontology annotation, cellular component: kinetochore.